This is a messenger RNA of Vespa velutina, 4627 nucleotides long. RefSeq names its product craniofacial development protein 1 (gene Yeti). The transcript has 3 exons. Bases 307 to 1191 code for a protein of 294 amino acids. The record is from RefSeq and is a predicted model, not a curated record. NCBI's taxonomy places the organism in Eukaryota, Metazoa, Arthropoda, Insecta, Hymenoptera, Vespidae.
UGGCAGUCUAUACACGCUCGAACGUCGCUGAAGAUGCGUGCUAAAUGUGAUUGUUAAGAAUGUUGUACGUUUUAUGAUUCUUGAUUGUAUACGACUUUAACCUUUCUAAUUGCUUAUGAAAGCAAUAUUUUCUGCUUGUUCAAAACAAUUGUUUACAAUCUGUUUCGUAAUUAUGCAAAUUGAUAAUAGCUACGAUUGAAAUAAUAGUCAAUUUAUACAGUAAGGAACGUUCCCGAACAUUGAAUAUUAACAAGAUUUUUUUUUUAUAAAAAUCAUUCUUUUUCAAAAGAUAUUCCAAGUAUAAAAAUGUCAAAAGAGCAUCAGUUACCUUCUGAUUCUGAUGAAGAUGAUGAGGAUUAUGUUCCUGAUGGAGCUGACAACGAACCUGUAUCAGAAGUAGAUUCUGAAGGUGAAGUAGAAAGUGGUCCGGAAGAUGAAAAUGAUGAGAAUAAACGCGAAACCGAUAAGAUAACAAGCAAGAAGAGAGGUAGACGUUCUGUCAAAGAUAAAAGUACAAAACGUAAGAAAAAAACAAAAAGAAAAUUAAAAGGUGCAGAUGAUUCGAAAGAAGAGGAGGAACAAGAGGAAUCAGAAACAUCGGAAAAGAAAGAACUUACAGAAGAAGAAGAAAAGAAAAGAGCAGAUUCUUUGUGGGCAGAUUUUAUGAAGGAUACCGCAGUAGCUCCAAAACCAAAAAUACAAACUCCAACGAAUGGUCCAAAAGAAAAAUCUUCUACUUUAAUAAAACCAAAAGUAGAAGAAAAAGUGAAGAUAACAAAAAUAUUUGAAUUUGCUGGUGAGGAGGUAAAGGUUGAAAAAGAAGUAUCAGUGGAUUCUGCAGAAGCUAGAUUAUCCUUGACUUCUGCUGAAAAUUCUGUGAAGACAGAUGCCUCGACUUCUCCUGCCGGAAGAGGAAGAGGAGGAGGAAGAGGUAUUAAAAGGGGUGGGUUGGGAGGGAUUUCCUCUGUUUUAGGACAGAUUGGAAAGAAAGCAAAGAUUAGCACAUUGGAAAAGUCUAAGCUUGAUUGGGACAAUUACAAAAAGCAGGAAAAUUUAGAAGAAGAAAUUAUAACUCAUAAUAGAGGAAAGGAUGGUUAUUUAGAGAGACAAGAUUUUCUUCAAAGAGCAGAUUUACGGCAAUUCGAAAUUGAAAAACAAUUGCGUAAUUCUAGUAGACGCAGUACACGAUAAGUCAAUGGUAUGAUGAGAUAAAGAAGAAGAAAAAGAAAAAAAAAAAAAAUAAAAAAAUAAGCAAAGAAAAAAAAAGAAAAAAAAUUCCAAUUUUCUCAGCUUGCCAUUGUCGGGUACCAAUAAUACGCAUUUAGCUUAAACAAUUACUGGGACUAUCGUCGUAUUUCGUUUAAUGCAUAAGAAAAAUUUGCCUCGCUUGGCUUGCCAAUCAGCUAAAUCAGUUUUAUGGUAGCGAUUGACAACCAGAUUUUUUAAAAGAGACUGAUCAUUCCACUGUAUCGAGACUAAUUCUCUAUAUGUAUCGUGUAAUAGUUUAAUUUACUUUUUGCGAGCAUUUGUCUCGUCCAGUCGUAUCGUUACAGAACUUCGCAUCGAAGCAGGAUAUUUGAAGCUUGAUGCUUCUCUUACCGAUUAUAUUCAAGUGAUACAAGCUUCAAUUUCUUUUAUUCAAUACAAUACAAUAGUUUAACUAGAUAAUGUAAAUAAGAGUUGGCACUAUAGAAAAUAUCACAAAAUUACCGAAUAUUAGAAAGAAUGAUGCGUGCAUAUGGUAGAGUAUGAAUCGUAAUACUUAUAUAUACGAUAUUGAUUUAUUGAACUAUCACGAUCACUGCCUUUGGCGAGUCAUACGAAGAGUACGUUAUUUUAUUUAUAGAUAAUCAUUAUGUAUAUAUAUAUAUAUAUAUAUAUAUAUAUAUAUAUAUAUAUACAUAUAUAUAUAUAUAUAUAUAUAUAUAUAUAUAUAUAUAUAUAUAUAGAAUCACAAGAUAUGUUACGAAACGCAGCAUAAUUACACUUACCGUAGUUAUUUUUAUGUUUUUAAAGAUCUGGAAAAACAUACACAGACUUUAAUUGAUUUUUAUUAAUGGGACAUAGGCAGUGGACGAUCUAAUAACUAAAUAAGUAGUGUAUAUAUAUGACAUGUUUACCAACAUGAAUUCCGAUUAAAACUUAAUUUCAAUUUUUCAUGUAACUCAGGUCACAGUUUCUUAAAUGUAUUAACUUUGCGAUAUAUUAUCGCAUCAUUAUACGUCAAAAUACUUUACGUUUGUGGACUUAUUAACCUUAUGCAAUAAAGAUAAAGAAGCAACAGUUUUUGUUAACAAUCUAUUGAAAAUAGAGUCGGACAUGACGAUUGUGUUUAUAUACAAAAAUGUAUACCUCUACGUAUAAUAUUCAAUCCUUUUGAAAAAACGCCUUGUAAAUACGACUGAUCUUGAGGUAUCAUGCUAGGUAAUAAGGUAAAUAAUUACUAUAGAAAUUAUCGGAGAAUUAUUUUAUAUAGAAAAACUAACUGCAUGGUAUUGAUGCAUAUUCACAUUUUCGAUCGAAGCUGUUAUUACGAUAUCUCGCAGAAUCUAUCAUAGUUUUAUCAUCUGGAAGAAAAAUGUUCUUUUUUUUUUUAACGAUACGAUUUUCUCGAUGUUUUCUCAUGUUUCUGUAAAUUAAUUAUUUUUUUCUUUGAGUUGUUGUGAAUUUAUAUAUAUUUAUUUGAAGAUACCUUUAUGAAGUAUGACAAUUACUUAACAUACAUUUCUGUACGUGUAACAAUAUUCAUAGCUUUGGGGUGAAUUACGUAUUACAUGUGAUUUGCAAGAUUUGGAUCUUUUAGAUCUCUUAGAACUCUUACAACAAAAGAAAAAACUUCUGAGACAUUUUUUUAGCCAAUUAAAUUUUCCUUUUUUCUUACAACGAGAUCGAUGUCGCUUUUUUUUCUUCUUCUUAGGUUCGUAACAUUUUUUGAUUCUACAUUCGCAACGUCUUCCUUCUUCAUCCUCUUCGUUCCGAUGAGCCUUCUUUUUCAUUCCGGAUUUUUUCGGUCUGUAGGAUUUUUUUUUUUUUUUAAGGAUCUUAUUCAUAAUGUUGCAUCAAAGAGAACGAGACUUUUUGUACAAAUAUUAUGAAUCUUUGAGAGUAUAAAUUUAUCAGUAUUUUACCGUGCUUUUGUCAGUGAAUCCGUGGAUGUGGCAUGUUCUGUGGUAGUUUUUAAAAGUUUACAUCUUUUGCUAAAGAUAAAAUAAUUUUACGUGAGAUAUUUUUUUAUAUUUAUUCUUUUUUUUUUCUCUUCUAAUUCGUAUAUAUAACAGAAAUUUACUUUUUGCAACAUAUCCCACAACGAUCAUUUUUUUCUUGUGGCUUUUUAUGCUUUAAUUUCGUACAUUUUGUUCGUUUAUGCUUGUUGCGAUACUCUCGUUCACCAUCAGAGGAAAAUGUUAUGCAUGGCUUUUCAUGAAUUUUGCAUGAAUCUUUCUGCGAUUUUUGAUCACUAUAAAUUUUUAAAGUAAAUACAUGAACAGAAAUAUGAGAAUAAAAAAGACAAAAUAGCGAUAUCGGAGACGGAAUAACAUACUUAAAAUAUUUAUUCAAAGGACACCUUGGAUCAGUACAUCUCUUUGGCAUUUUUUAUUUCCGCGAAAAAAAUAUUGUACAUAUCCUGGCAAUCUAAAUGAUCCGCUGAUUAUAUUUAAUAUAUAUUAUAAAGUAAUAAAUCAAUUAAAAUAAAUCGCGAUGAUCGAAUAGUACUUACAUUGGAUAUACAUUAUUUGUUGCAUAUUGUAUAAUUUUUAAGAUUUUCAACAUUUUUCUUUUUUAAACAUUCAAUCAAAUUAAUAUCAGCCGUAAUGUAUAUUCAUAUUAUUGUUUUAAUUUUCUUUUGGAUAGUUUUGCAUCUUAAACUUAGAAUAAGAUUUUGAGAGUAAGCGCGAAGAACUUACUCCUUUUUUUUAAAUCAAUCUUUUUUCUUUCUUUUUUCUUUUUUUUUAAUUUUGACUUGGGAUUAUCGCCUAACCUGAGCCGUAUCCACAAAUAUUUGACAGCUCAUGAAUGUGACAAUAUCUUGUAUCGAUAUUUAAUCAUAUUCUCGCAAAAAUAUCCAAAGUAAGAUCGCGCUUAGAAUGAAAAUAAAAAGAGAGUUAGAGAGAGAGAGAGAGAGAGAGAGAGAGAGAGAGAGAGAGAGAGAGACAGAGAGAGAGAGGAGAGAAAGGGAGAUGAAAUAAAAAAAAGGAAAAGAAUACGAGGAACGGCAUCUUCCUUCGAACAUCUUCUUACCAGUAGUUUGUUAACUCGACGUAUGUGUACGACGGCCAACAAGCAAGAGUAUCGACGCCAGACUGGCGGCCAUUAGUUGCGGCCUUGCCAUCGGCAAUUUAUUCACCAACCGGAAUAUCUUUCCAGCCGUUCGGCAAGCCUCUUCCAUUCCGGAGCACGAUCGUCAGAAUCUCAUGGAUUUUCUACUUUUCAUACGUUCUACACGAAAUCAGAAUUUACUUUGCUGAAAAAAAAAAACAAGUUAAUGGUUACAAAUUGUUAUUAUUAUUGUCAUUAUUAAUAUUAUUAUUAUUAUUAUUAUUAUUAUUAUUAUUAUUAUUAUUAUUAUUAUUAUUAUUAUUAUUAUUCUGAAUUGAGGAAGUUGAAUAAAAACGAGCGAUUAAUCGUC